AUGGCAUGGGCUGGCCCCCGGGCACGCAGCGAGGGCAAGCACUGCAGGUCCACUGGGUGCCCUCGGAUGGACCCCAGGAGGGAUGGCUUCUGCCCCUCCACCACCUUCAAGAGCCAUGGGUACUGCAUGUCGCAGGCCAUGCGCUUCGCCGUGGGGGAGAUCAACAACUCCAGCGGGCUCCUCCCCUCCACCACCUUCAAGAGCCAUGGGUACUGCAUGUCGCAGGCCAUGCGCUUCGCCGUGGGGGAGAUCAACAACUCCAGCGGGCUCCUGCCCAACGUCACCCUGGGCUACGACAUCCACGACACCUGCUCGGAGCCUGCCAACCUGCACGCCACGCUGCGCGCCCUGGUAGAGAAAGGUGGCCAGCAGGUCCAGGUGCUCCCCACCUUCCGUCGCUACCAGCCCCAGGCGGUGGCCGUCAUCGGCCCCGACAGCACCCGGCUGGCCCUCACCACGGCAGCCAUCCUCGGUGUCUUCCUCGUCCCUGAGAUCAGCUACGAAGCCACCUUGGAGACGCUGAGCCUGAAGCGGUUCUACCCCUCCUUCCUGCGCACCAUUCCCAGCGACCGGCAGCAAGUGAAGGCCAUUUUCCUGCUGCUGCAGCAGUUUGGCUGGACCUGGGUCGCGCUGCUGGGCAGCGACAACACCUACGGCAGGGAUGGCCUGGAUGCCCUCUACAAGCUGCUGGCCGCCAGCGACGUGUGCGUUGCCUACCAAGGCAUCAUCCCCCCCAACAAAGAUGCCAGCAGCCCGGAGCUCCACAACCUGGUCAGAAUCCUCAGGGACGUCAGGGUCAACGUCACCGUCGUCUUCUCCACCAGGCAAAUCGCCCGCCCGUUCUUUGAGGUGGUGGUGCAGAAGAACGUCACGGGGAUGGUGUGGGUGGGCUCCGAGGACUGGUCGUUAGCCCAAACGAUCUGGGAGGUGCCUGGCAUCCAGAGUAUCGGCUCGGUGCUUGGGAUGGCGGUGCAGGAGAUCGAGUUCUCCAUGCUGGAGCGCUUUAAGUCGUGGAAGGCAGCAGAAGACAGUGCCAUGGCUGAAUAUACUGGCAGGAUGGAGGGGGGGGAAGACACGGAAGGGUGCACCCAGCUGGGCUGCACCAACUGCCACUCACUCACCACUGCCCCUGACAUGUACGAUGCUCAGGCCUCCUUCAACGUGUACUCGGCCGUCUAUGCGGUGGCCCACGGCCUCCACGACCUGCUGGGCUGUGCCUCAGGAGCCUGCAGCAAAGGCACAGUCUAUCCCUGGCAGGGCCACUCACUCACCACUGCCCCUGACAUGUACGAUGCUCAGGCCUCCUUCAACGUGUACUCGGCCGUCUAUGCGGUGGCCCACGGCCUCCACGACCUGCUGGGCUGCACCUCAGGGGUGUGCAGCAAAGGCACAGUCUAUCCCUGGCAGCUCUUACAAAAAAUCAAGCAAGUAAACUUCACCCUGUCCAAGAGCCACAUCUCUUUUGAUGCCAACGGGGACAUUCGGAAAGGUUACAACAUCAUCAUGUGGAACUGGAGUGGCCCGAGCUGGGCUUUCAACGUGGUGGGGGCUUUCAGUGUGAACCCCGACAGGCUGAGCAUUGACCAGGACAAAAUCCUGUGGCACACUGAAGAUGGCCAGGCCCCCACCUCACUGUGCUCCCAGGCCUGUCAGCCCGGGGAGAAGCGGCUGCAGCGGAGCCGCCACCGGUGCUGCUUCAGCUGCGUGGCCUGUCCGGCAGGAACCUUCCUCAACAGAUCGGAUGAGUGGGCCCCAGCAGGGAGUGAAGCUUGCUUCAACCGGACCGUUGAGUUCCUGUCCUGGUCUGACCCCAUCUCCUGGGCAUUGCUGACCCCCACCAUCCUCCUCCUGCUGCUCAUGGCAGGGCUGGCCAUCCUCUUUGCCCUCAACGCCUCCACUCCGGUGGUGAAGUCGGCGGGUGGGAAGAUGUGCUUCCUCAUGCUGGGCUCUCUGGCCUGUGCCUGCAGCAGCCUCUUCUGCCAUUUCGGGGAGCCCACCCGGCACACGUGCCUGCUGCGGCUCCCCCUCUUAGCCAUCAGCUUCACCGUCUUCCUCUCGUGCGUGGCAACACGCUCCUUCCAGAUCAUCUGCAUCUUCAAGCUCAACGCCCGCUGGCCGGCCCUCUACGAGGCCUGGCAGCGCCGCAAGGGGCCGGUGCUCUUCAUCGCCACCAGCACGGCGGCCCAGGCCGUGCUGUGCCUUGCCGCCGAGGCCGCCAGCCCUUCGGUGCCGCGGAGGAAUUACGGCGCCUGGCCCGAGCGGGUGGUGCUGGAGUGCGGCCCGAGCACGGCGGGGAGCCGGACGGCCGCCAGCGCCUACACCGUGCUGCUCAGCGCCGGCUGCUUCGCCCUCAGCUACGCGGGCAAAGACCUGCCCGCCAGCUACAACGAGGCCAAAUCCCUCACUUGCAGCCUGCUCCUGCAGCUCGCUUGCUCCGCCGCCAUCCUCUGCACGCAGGGCGUUUUGCGCGGCCGGGCGGCGGCGGCGGUCCGGGUGCUGGGCGCCCUCUGCCCGCUGGGCGCGCUGCUAGGCGGCUAUUUCCUCCCGAAGGCCUUCGUCAUCCUGCUGCGGCCGCACCUCAACACUCCCGAGCACUUCCAGAUGGCCAUCCAGCGCUACACGCGGCGCUUAGCCGACGCCUGACCCGCCCGGGACGCGGAGGCCCGACC
Messenger RNA from Calidris pugnax (ruff), 2669 nucleotides. RefSeq names its product taste receptor type 1 member 1 (gene TAS1R1). Gene Ontology annotation, biological process: sensory perception of umami taste; G protein-coupled receptor signaling pathway. The transcript has 7 exons. The record is from RefSeq and is a predicted model, not a curated record. Bases 1 to 2643 code for a protein of 880 amino acids. Gene Ontology annotation, cellular component: membrane. Gene Ontology annotation, molecular function: G protein-coupled receptor activity. NCBI's taxonomy places the organism in Eukaryota, Metazoa, Chordata, Aves, Charadriiformes, Scolopacidae.